ACCGCCGGCUCGACCAGAGCCAAGUGGCGGCGCCCGCGGCGGUGGGCGCGAGCGCGGCGAGCGUCUUCGCUGCCCGGUCAGCGCCGCCGUCGACGCGUGCAUGGAUGGAUGCGUACCCGUGCUGCUGGCGCUGUGGGCCUACGCCACGCUGUCCGAGGAAGCUGUGCCCCUGACCGAAGGCGAAGCCGAAGCCAAGAAGAAAGCGGACAGCGUCGAGGCGUUGACCACCAUCAAGUGCCUGUCGCGGAGGCCAGCCUCUGCCCUAGAGGAAGAGCAGAUAAACGACAGCCAAGAGCGUGUCAAGUCGCGCGACAAGGCUGGUGGACGAGACGACACCGCUGAAGCCCCUCAGCAGGGCAGCAACAACGUCAUGGAGGAACUAGUUUGGAGAGAGUGUGACCUGCAGCUGAGCGAUAGUUGCACCCAAUCUGCCAUGGAGCCUUGCCAAUCCCUACAGUCCUGCGAAGAGGCUUCAAUCCCUGCCCAUUUGACGCCUGAAGUCCCAGAGGUGGUCCCCAACAAGGCACGCACUGUGCCGAGCUACUCCGUGGUGGCCCGCGAGGGCGACGAGCUGCAGCUGUCGUGCGGCUCGGCGGGCGCCGACAGCUGGCUCGCGCCCGGCGGCGCAAGCUCGAGCCGAACGAAGACGGCGGCCGUGGGAGAACCCGGGGGGACACCGGCGACGUUUCGGCCAGUGGCCCCCGCCCUCGGGGGCCGGCUGCUGCGCUUCGGCCGCGUGCGGAGGCAGCACUCGCGUCGGUACACCUGCCGCUUCAAGUCAGCGCGCGGAUACCACGUCCUCGUAGACGUCCAGCUCGUCGUCCAGUAUGCCCCAUCAGUGGAACCUCUGGAAGUGCUGCGGGACAAGAAAGACUCCCGGUUGGUGUGCGUUGCGGGGGCGGAGCCUUCACCGGAGAUCGCGUGGCUGCGAGACGACCAGCCACUUUCCGAGGACAUCACACCCUCACUCAGGACGGAAAACGCGUCGCAAGGCUGUCUGCGAAUAUCCAACUUGCACCUUAAAGAAGCCCAGGAUGACGCCGAGGUUCCCCACAACUACACCUGCGUAGCAAGCAACACUUUAGGCACGUCCAGCCGCUCGCUCCUGCUCCGAAAUGGUGACAGCUCAGCCUCUUCCAACGCCAGCGUGGUCCGCGACCGGGACCCGUUGGACGGGGUUCCCGUGAAGCGAUUCAAGAUUACCGGCUUCGUGAUUGGCAUGCUGCCGCCACUGUUCAUCUCCUUCUACAUUAUCCUCAAACUUGGGUACCGAUCUCGGUACGCCGAGGAACGAGCCGAGGAAGCCGGCAUGAUGGAGGAGCCCUUCUUUAUCAGCUACUAGCCCGCCGACCUAGCCGAACGACGACAGGACACUGCCGCCGCAUUGAACUUAGCUGCAGUCGUCCGAGACGGACCGGUGCUUUCUCAUGAACGUUGGGCUGCUGAGCACGAGGUCGCGGGAUCGAAUCCCGGCCACGGAGGCCGCAUUUCAAUGGGCGCGAAAUGCGAAAACACCCAUGUGCUUAGAUUUAGGUGCAUGUUAAAGAACCCCAGAUGGUCGAAAUUUCCGGAGUCCUCCACUACGGCGUGCCUCAUAAUCAGAAAGUGGUUUUGGCACGUAAGACCCCAUAAUUUUUUUUCUUAUGAACUUUUUUCCUCUCUACUGUCUGGCGGAAUGAGCGUUAGGUACUUUUUGUGAUCGGGUCCUCAGCUCCUCUCAUGGGAUCCCGGGGAGGAAUCGGCUGGAACGCGGCGCAGCAACACUUAGACAAUUAAGAAAAAAAUUUCAUUGGAUGGUCUUGUGACAGCUUGUAGAUAUGCAAUCAGAUGUUCAAUAGUGCCAGACACGUUUACCCUUUGUACAUAAUACCAUUGCUGAAUAUAUGCUUGAAAUUUAUCGUGCGUAUAAAAUAACGGCAACCAAUAGAAAACUGCAAUGAAGAAACCAUAGCUUUGAAAUGUGAAUGUGCACCUACUGAAUACUAGGCGCGCUGUGCCUCUGUCCCCACAUGUGAGAGAGAAACAAAAUAAGAGCGGGUAUUGGUCUGUUUCUUUCUUUCUGAUUGGUCGUUGUUCGAUACCUAAGCGCGAGCGGAAACCGUUCAUAUUGAAUUAAACACACUCAAGAUAUCCCCAAGUUGUGCUACGUAUGUAGCAAUGCCUAUUCGCACGCGCGUUCUGGCACGUAAUAGGUAAAUAAUAUUCUCUUGGAAUGUCUGCGCAACAAUUCAUUCACUCCUGCAGUUACCGCUCUCUUGAGCUUUUCAUUUUCCACCUGAGCAUGUUGCAGUCUCCCCACUUUUAUUGGUGUACUUGGCUCUUUUCUGUGCAGUUUGUAAAAUGCUCAUGCUCUGCCCUCUGACGUAGGACGUUAAGAGCAUCUAGCCAUUACUGCUCACACAGGCUGUAAUCUUAGCGCAAACCGCAUAGCGCACAGGUAUUAAUAAUUAGCCAAAAAAGUUUUACAGAGAGAGAGAGUGAAGGGGAAAGGCAGGAAGGUUAACUAGAGGGGAAGAUCCGGUUUGCUACCCUACGCUGAAGUUUUACAGAAAUGCGCAAGGUGUACUUGGGUUCAUGAAAGGGGAAGGCAGCAUCUAUACGAAGGUUCCAAGGUGCUGCAAAAACCACUCAUCUGGGUUCUUUGAGAGUUUUGCAGGUGAACAUAAGUUAUUUCCGGUCUGGGGGAAGAACCUGGCACUACAGCCAUGUAGGAUUAUUCUACGCUGUAGUCUCGUAGCUACUUAGCUGCGAAGUUUUCUAUCUACCUAUCUUCGUCCAUUGUAGUUUUCAGCGUCGUGUUAUACUCAAGUCUACGCUUUUUUCCCUUUCUUAUUUUCUUAAUCCGGUGAACACACCGGUAUGAAGCGUGUGGUGGACGUACGACGCGUAGAUGGGACUCAUCUUUAUCUAUUUGGUUACGCUGAUUAUCGAGAAGAAGAGAUGUUGUUUUCGCACGUCGUGCGAGGCUUUACUACAGGCAGACGAGGAACGGUACCCUCUCUUCGGUGAGCAUGACGUAACACACACUGAAAGUCCAGUGGUAGAGUUCUUCUAGCCUUGCGUGGCGUCAAUCAAAUUAUCGAUCAAUGCAGUUGUAGUCCAGCUGAACGCUUCCUUAAGGACUGAUCAGUGACAAUGCACGCGCAUUCAUGAGGUCCACUUUGUGAGGGUCUGUUCCUUCCCUGCUGUCCGUAAUCAACUCCUAACAAAGUCCAGAAACAGCCGUCAUGGAUGCUUCGCUCCAUCGAGCCUUGUUUCGAAGGUAAGCGUAGAAAGAUUCGAACAUCGCGAUUCCCCUCCAGUUGAGUUGCACUUGUUCUCGUGGCAGUUGAGCCAUAUAGCGAGACUGGAGAAAUGACGCUCGCACUUCUCUUUUGGCUCUCAUGCCUGCCUGUAGUUGGAGAGACAUAUAUGAGCUGUGCCAGAACAUAGCGCAGAGUGUGCUUACAAGUGAAUUUUUGCCAGCAGCAGAGAAAGUUAUAAAAGGAACACAGUGGUUCAUGAUAGUCUCCCGCAUAUGCUCGCAAACAUACUCGUGAGUUGUAGGUGCCCGUCAUUCGCUUUGUUCAACUUCCAAAAUUCUGGGAAUUACUAGUGUGCCGAAGUUAUUUCGUUUAUCAAGAAUUUAAUUUUAUACUGUGGACUAAACUAGGUUGCCUUAGGAGCUCUUCUUGGUGUGACAGAGGUAUUGGAUAAUGAUCGCAAGACAUACCGAAGUUACCUUCAUUUUACUUUGCAUUGCGCCAACUUAUUUUGUGGAUCUCGACGGGUUCAUGGGGGUCUUUAACAAAUAGAUAGAUAAACGGUUUUAAUAACCUCUCGUUCAGGACAUCAAAGAAUGAUUACACCUGACGACAGGAAAUGAUUUUAGGAGCUAUCCAUUUCUCUGCUACCAGACCUCCAAAAUGUUGGUUGUGCUCUCCGAACGCGAUCACUUGACAACCAGUUUGCGUCGAUUUUAUCGCCUUCGCCUCUAUAACCAGUUUCAGAGAGCAUGUCCGGGAUCAACGCUGAGGUUCCCUGCUUAGCAUUGGCAAACUUCGUGCCACCGCCUGCAACUUAAAACAAGGGUAAUAGCUUACGACAUAUUCAGUCGAAAAGAUUGAGCCUUUCACAUACCCUAGCACUGUGUCACCUUGUCCUCACUAAACAUUUUGAUCGCAGGAACGAGGGUUAUGAGUUUGCGAGAGGAACUUGACGUCACAAAGAAUACCUGCACCUACCGCAGCAACGCAUGCUAAGGGAAAAGUGGGUAAGGUAGACUUGUAUAUAUCCCAUCACAACUCUGUAUAUGCAAUACCAUCCUCACUACUUCACAACUACGGGGACCACCCAUAAUACACUCAGGAACAAUAUUAGGAGGGACCUUUCAGCCUAUGUAUACAUUUGCCUUACCUAGAACGCAAGAUUAUGAAGCGUGCUGUUAAACGAGGUCUGACUUCUUUUCGAGUUUGUAAUCUUGCCCUAGAUUCCUGUUUAAGGCCUGUAUAUAGCUGAUUGUGCCGGGUCCACGCAGGAAAAUAUGUAUGCGCAGACUUUCUUUUAAUUGUGUGGUUGAGUUGAGUUGAGUGGUUGUAGGCUACUGGUGGGAUUAGCCUUUUAAUUGUGUAGGACACUGCUAGUCCUUUGUAUUGCAUAAAGAAAGUGUGCUGAUGCUGGCAAGCGUGUAGACAGGUCAGCUUGGGCUGGUUCAAACAAUGGUGCUUCGGCUGUACUUUACAGGGAACGAGAAAGAGUAUUGUACUAUCGUAGUCUAGCCCAUAGCUUAGAGUAGUAAAGCCUUGCUCACUCGAGUUUUUCGACGCCGCUCGCUACCUGCGCCAUACGUUAAACCACUAUACCGAUGAUACUAACAUACAAGUCCAUCUCCUGCAUAGUGCCAUAGUUCACCGCGUGGUUGCUUAUAGAUAUCGAAGUGCCCUCUUACGCUGCGCCACUAUUUUUCUAGAAAUUCAGAACCUCUUCUUUCCAUCCUGCGUAAUAACGGCGCACGUUUUACCGUUAGAGAGUACAUUGUGUCCAAAGCUUUCAUAUGUGAUAAAAAGCUUUCUUCGCAUUGAAUGAGUCUUGGUAGUUUGUAGCCUUUGGCACUAAAGCUCUUUUGACCACCAAGUACGCAGUACUUUCGGAGAUGCCAACCGUUUCAUUUGUAAUUCCGCUCUUUAUAACAUGUUCAUAGACUUAUUCCUAAGCACGUUUCAAGUGUCGUAGAUGUAGUAAAAAGGACUUUUAGCCAGCACGUCACAGUGGCGUGCGUGCUACGUAUUAACGUCCGCCUGAACAAGCUAUAAUUUUCCUCGCGAGCAAUGUUUACGUUUGAAGCAGCAGUUUCUAGAGAUACAGUGUUAUGUUUCAUGGAAGGUUCGCUAUGGGGCAUUUUCUUUUUCUUUUAGCCUUUUGUCCAUGUUGCCUUUUUAGACCUCUAGCACAGCACAUAGGCAGUAUUUCGUCGAACUACAACGCAAAGUUAGGGGGUGAGAAGAUCACCGCUGGAGAGCCCAUACGACGCUGUAGAAUGUAGGGAAAUGCAGCUCUGUUUGUGCAGUACCAAUCUCAAAGGGAACAGCUGAUGUUAGACAGGAUUUAGGCUAAUCUUAGUUAGGGAUAUGAACAGGAAUGUGCCGUGAAUAGUAUACUGUCGACUGUGCAACGCAUGACAACUACCUUUGGUAUACUAUUCAGAAUCGCCUGCAUGCGAGUCCUUAAAGACAGUUUCGGUAGAACUAUGGUAUUAUAGUAAAAAAGGCUUGGCAGUUACUUGGUCUUUUGGAGAAUGGCAGCGCGUUCAGGCUUGCAGGAUAUUAAUUUACGAAUGCUGGAAAACAGCUUGAGCUCCCUUUUGAGUUUUCCAUAAAUAUUAUCUAAAGGCUACAGCGCCAAGUUGGUUGGUGCUGAUCUGCUGUGCAAAGAGUUUCUAGAAUUACACGUUCCCACAGCACCUCUCACGGUUUUCUUGUCAUGCUCCAGAGAUGGGAUAAUGUUUCGAAACGCAGUAGACAAAAGUGGUGUGAUAACAAGAGCAUGCAAGGCUAAUGGUUUACUUAAGACGCAAUUACUUAAUGCGCAAUCAGAACAUGAGUUGCUUAUCAAAAAAAAAAAAAAAAAAUAAUACGAUAUCUUGAGUUGAAAAAUAGUUCACGUUGCCACGAGGAACGGCUAUUUUCGGCCACGCAAUGUUUCACUAAAAAAACAUUAGACCUUGUGCUUGUGGCGUAGGCGACGUUUCUUGUAAAACGCGUCGUUGAGACGAAUUUCAGUCUUGCAACAAAGCAUGUAAUGACCGAUUGCUUUUUUGGAACAUUUGUAUUUUUGUAAUCGUUGCCACAACAUUAAAGAAUGAGUGAAUUUUGUCUUGUUUUUUUUUACUACACUUUUUGGUCUGCUUCGUUCUUGCGCUGCUGUAUGCUCCGUUCGGACAGUUCUUCGGGUGCCAUUUGAACAUUUAGCCUAUUCUGAUGUGGCUGUGGGCAACUGAGCAGAAAAUUGGUCUUUGAGGUAUACAAAACCUAAGACCAGAUUCACCAGGCCAUUCGGACACAAUACUGGUUAGUAGGAGCUCGUAUUCUUCAAUCAUCAGAGCAGACGAGAUAUCAAAAUUUCUUGUGCAAGGACAGAGAGGUCUUACGAAUCAAAACAUCCUUGCGAAUCUGGCCCUUGGUUGCUUUAAUCAUAAUGAUUAUUCCUUCUUGUUAGCACUAGUCAAGAUGACACGUGAAGCAGAGGUCUGAAUAAGUUGACCAAUGUGUUUCUGGUUGAGCUGCUGAAGCGACAUCUUUUGAAGUGAACUGAACCGUGCAGUGUGCAUGUAUAACUUAGCGAGUGAGUUAUACAACGCUAACAAUUUGUGAUCGUUUAUGCCGUGACCACACCUUUCUUCACUAAGCACAUAUAUUGUGCACGUGGCUAGAUUAAACUGUGUUUUGUCCGUUUUAUUGUGUAACAGUGCACUGCAUUUUACUGCUUGUUGCCUCCUGCCUUUCCUCAAGUUUGAGGUGCUGUACCUACCUGCGGUCUUUUGACCCACUCACCAGAGGCAAUGUAUAUGUCGAAGAAUAAACGACACAAAAAAUGA
Molecule: messenger RNA, 7072 nt
Organism: Dermacentor andersoni
Lineage: Eukaryota; Metazoa; Arthropoda; Arachnida; Ixodida; Ixodidae
Biological process (GO): cell-cell adhesion
Cellular component (GO): cell-cell junction; plasma membrane
Molecular function (GO): cell adhesion molecule binding
Source: RefSeq, a predicted model, not a curated record